Molecule: messenger RNA, 1251 nt
Organism: Argiope bruennichi
Lineage: Eukaryota; Metazoa; Arthropoda; Arachnida; Araneae; Araneidae
Gene: qm
Product: terpene synthase-like
Exons: 11
Coding region: 219-1145 (308 amino acids)
Biological process (GO): isoprenoid biosynthetic process
Molecular function (GO): prenyltransferase activity
Source: RefSeq, a predicted model, not a curated record
UCAACAGUCAUUGGGCGACGCAAUGUUGCUAUCGUGCGUGAAAAGCGAUCGAAUUUGCCGGUGUUGUGGUGAUGAUUCAUAAUAUGCUUAGUAUUCUUCAAAGAGUUGUAAAAUUUUCUUAAAAUUCCUUUUUUAAUUAUUUGUUUUUGAUCGAAAAGAUUCCGUAGCUUAUUAUUGUAAAAAAAAAAAAAAAUCUACACCUAUUUAAAUUGUUCAUAAUGGCAUCUGGAGAAGCGAAUGAUGCUAACCAGUUUGAAAAUUUUUCAAACUCUAAAAGUGCAAUUGACAAGAUACUUUUACAACCCUUUAAUUAUAUUGAACAAGUUCCUGGAAAACAAAUAAGGACUAAAUUAACAAAGGCAUUUAAUUAUUGGUUAAAUAUUCCAUUAGACAAGUGUAAUGAAAUUGGAGAAAUAGUCCAAAUGUUACACAAUGCUAGUCUUUUAAUUGAUGAUAUAGAGGACAAUUCUAAACUAAGAAGAGGAGUUCCUGUUGCACAUAAUAUCUUUGGAAUUGCUAGUACUAUUAACUCUGCAAAUUAUGUAUACUUUUUAGGACUGGAAAGAACUUUAAAACUCGGUCAUUCGGAGGCCACUGCUGUUUUUACAGAACAAUUGCUUGAACUCCAUCGUGGACAAGGGAUGGAAAUAUAUUGGCGAGAUAAUUUCAUAUGUCCAACAGAGCAAGAAUAUAAAGAAAUGGUAAAAAGAAAAACUGGUGGUCUCUUUGGAUUAGGUGUCAAAUUAAUGCAGCUAUUUAGUAACAAUAAAAGUGACUUCACUAAGAUCAUAGCUCUUAUGGGGCUUUACUUCCAGAUCAGAGAUGAUUAUGCAAAUCUUCAAUCCAAAGAGUACACCGAAAAUAAAAGCUACUGUGAAGAUUUGACUGAAGGAAAGUUUUCUUUCCCUGUUAUUCAUUCCAUUAGAAGCAAUCAAGGUGAUCCAAGAAUUAUGAAUAUAAUACGACAAAGAACAACAGAUGUUGAAAUCAAGAAAUAUGCUGUAGAUCUCAUGGAGAAAAUGGGUUCCUUUGAAUAUAGUAGAAAUGUACUUAAAGAAUUAGAUGCACAGGCAAGAAUGGAGAUCAACCAUCUUGGGUGCAAUCAGUAUUUGAUAGCAGUUUUAGAUGAACUGAAACUAUGGUAGCUUUAAUUUAGUAUGACUGUUUGUAAAAAUACUCAGUUGUUAUUUAUACUGGACAGAAAAGAAUUGUAUUUUUCAUUUUAUUUAUUUAAUUAAAUUAUUUACUGAU